AUGGCCUCAGAAGCUAUAGCAUCAAUACUCCUUGCCUUUUGGAUCACUCUUAGAGUAUUCGGCAUCGUCCCGAAAUUGGAGCAAAUUUUCGACCAUCUAGGGAUAGACCGCAUAUCUGAUCGAAUUCGAACAUUAAAGGGAUGGAUCCAAGGUCCACCUAAGUACGACCAGCAAAUGGAAUGGAUUGGAAAUCAAAACAGGAAUAGAACUUCUCGCAUUUACUGGAUGCAGUAUUAUCUACUUAUCACGGAGUCGAUUAUCGAGCAUGCUAUCCAGCGGAAACUGGACCAAAUGGGCAAGCCAUACGAUAUAGGACCUGCGGAUUGGAAACGUAAACUACAGGAUAUAGUACAGAGCAGGGCUUGGACAGUUAGCAACAUGCUGUAUGAUUUACAUCUCAAGAAGCCAGAGGGGCCCCUGAUACGGCAAUAUGAACGUCAACAGGAAAGGAUAACCAAAGCUCUCGCUACCAACCCGGCCAAGCACCUGUCUCAGCCCCACCUAGUAGAGACAUGCAAGGUAAGAGGCGGGUGCUGUGCGAGAGCAUGCCAAUGCUGUCUGCGGGCUCGAGGGCUAUACCAUGACAAGACAAUCUUCUACGCGCACUGCACACCCAUAUGUGGAUGCUGCGUUCGGAAUCGAGGAUUCGUGUAUCUCAACAAGAAAGGCGCUAUGAGAUUUGCUGGAUCUGCGGAUAUCAGUAACGUGACGUUUACUAUUGAAGAAAAGCCCUAUGCCUCUGCAGUGCUCUGA
This is a messenger RNA of Nannizzia gypsea CBS 118893, 753 nucleotides long. RefSeq lists its product as hypothetical. The transcript has a single exon. The coding region runs from base 1 to 753 and encodes 250 amino acids. Lineage: Eukaryota; Fungi; Ascomycota; Eurotiomycetes; Onygenales; Arthrodermataceae. The record is from RefSeq and is a predicted model, not a curated record.